CGAGCCCCACUAGGUGGCGAUGGCGGCGGAGCCGGCACAACUCGGCGCUGGCAGCAGGCAGCAGCUCGGUAGACUUGCGCAUUGUUCAAGCGACAGCCAGUCAUAAAGCGGGUGCGUAGUGUGUGUGAUAGCUGUUCCCUGAAAGAUCGUUGCUUGUUGAACCAGCUGCCAGGCGACCUCGCCGCCAUGGCCGUGAAUGAUGCCGACAAGACUCAGGCCUCGGAAAUCGUGAACGAUUUCAUGCGGUAUCAGCUGAACCGGCGUGGCCACACAUGGAAUAACUGCCCGGCGUUACCUCGACCGUCCAAAGUGUGCCUCGUGUUGCGGACGCUUGGUGAUGAGUUCCUCACCAAGUACCGGGAUGAGUUCACUCAGAUGUGCGCCCGGCUGGAGCUAACGCCGUCGCUAGCGCAGGCUGCUUUUCUCGGCGUCCUCAACGAGCUUUUCAGCGAAGGAAUAACGUGGUCUCGCAUCGUAGGCGCCUUCGCCUUUUCCACGGAGUUAUCGUCGCACUGUGUCGAGAAGAACUGGGCCGACCUUGUGGACAGCAUAGCAUCUUGGCUGUCUUCGUACGUGUGUACACGCCUGCUGCCCUGGAUACAGGAUCAUCAAGGCUGGGAUGGCCUCAUUGCUUACAGCGAGGAUCGCGAAGGUCGGUCCACGGAGUCCCCCUGGCCCAUCCUAAAGAACGUUGUCUGUGGUGUCGCCGUCACGGCUCUGGGCGCCCUCACGCUCGGUGCCAUCCUGACGUCCAAGUCGUAGUGCCUGUGGACAAGCAAACAAGACUGUGAUGUGUGAAACGGGCAGCAACCAACUUUUUACCGUGCUUCGGACGUUACUAACUUUGCCCGUCGGGUGGACGAGUGAAUGACGUUGGCAUACUGUGGACACAGGACACUCGAACGUGCGUGUUUUACCGUCACCCAUUGUACCUGCUAUGGCCGCGACCUUUUCUGUUGUGUCUGUACGUUGUUCCCCCCCAAAAAAGAGACGCCGAUGUGUGGGAUCCGAGCGGCGUGACCUAUUGUAGGUACAAAUUUUUUAAUUUUUUUUUCCUCUUUCGACUAGUCCUCACAUAGUUUCCUUUUCUUUCGUAAGCGGAGCACUGGUAAGUGGUACUUCUGUUGGGUAAUACAGGUAAUGUUCGCCGCAGUGUUCCGUUUCUUUUUUUUUUUUUUCGCACACCUUUAGUUAUAGGUCGCCAUUUUAGGGUUUGUAGAAAGUUUGCGGAUUCUAUAACUGCUCGCUAUGGGGAAUCUCAUACUGUAUGUGUAAGGUAGAUGUUCCAGAUGUGAGUGUUAGUUUCUGGAAGCGCGGAGUAAGGCAUCUCGCUGGGCAGUGUCACUGCUGGACGCGAAGAGGCAGUCGUGAACAGCUGGUAUACAGAUGUUCUUUUGAACAGCACUAGCUAUUAGCUACUGUACUGUACUAGGGCUCAUUGUCUAGCUGCGUACCUCAGCGAGGACACUCUUGGUUGUGAUGCCUACUCAGUGAUUCUAGUUAGUGUCAUGCUGGCAUAAGAACGACAUGAUGACAGAAAUUCCUUUUAGCCACGUUUUAGGAUGUUUAAAUUUUCUUUUCUUUAAAAAAUUCUGGUGAAGAGGCUUUCACUGCUGUGACAUUUAUGUGACUGUCCCAUACGCGUGUGUCUGUGUAUACGUCUAGAGUUUGUAUAAAGAGAGGGCUGUCUAGGCCUGUAUUUAGGAUAGGUCUUUAUUUAUAACUUAUCUGGACUUGUUUUGGACGGUUCCCCCGACACUUAAAGAUAAGUAUAUAUGUAAAUCCACCCUGUCUUUGAAGUAGCUGAGCAUAUAAAUUGCUGCACUGCCACGUCGUUUCUUCGGCGUUCUCUCUCUCUUUCUCCCACUGUCUAAUGCUGACUCCCAAUGUACCAUAGCAUGUUUCGUUCAACGUUGCUCUUUUCCCUUUCCUAUUUUGAGUUCGUUUUUCUUUAAUUUACUGUUCCAGGAAGUUGGAAUGACGAGUUUAUGGGUAUAUGUAUAUAAUUGUAUUUUUCGAAAUAAAUACUGCAGAAAGACA
This is a messenger RNA of Ornithodoros turicata, 2040 nucleotides long. RefSeq names its product bcl-2-like protein 1. The record is from RefSeq and is a predicted model, not a curated record. The transcript has 2 exons. The coding region runs from base 187 to 762 and encodes 191 amino acids. Gene Ontology annotation, molecular function: protein heterodimerization activity; protein homodimerization activity. Gene Ontology annotation, biological process: extrinsic apoptotic signaling pathway in absence of ligand; negative regulation of intrinsic apoptotic signaling pathway; intrinsic apoptotic signaling pathway in response to DNA damage. Gene Ontology annotation, cellular component: mitochondrial outer membrane. Lineage: Eukaryota; Metazoa; Arthropoda; Arachnida; Ixodida; Argasidae.